Molecule: messenger RNA, 741 nt
Organism: Brassica oleracea var. oleracea
Lineage: Eukaryota; Viridiplantae; Streptophyta; Magnoliopsida; Brassicales; Brassicaceae
Product: peroxygenase 1
Exons: 6
Coding region: 4-741 (245 amino acids)
Molecular function (GO): monooxygenase activity; calcium ion binding
Source: RefSeq, a predicted model, not a curated record
GAGAUGGGUACGGCGACGGAGAUAAUGGAGAGAGACGCAAUGGCUACGGUGGCUCCCUACGCUCCGGUCACUUUUCAUCGCCGUGCUCGUGUUGACUUGGAUGAUAGACUUCCUAAACCAUAUAUGCCAAGAGCCCUGCAAGCACCAGAUAGAGAGCAUCCAUAUGGAACCCCAGGCCAUAAGAAUUAUGGACUUAGUGUUCUUCAACAACAUGUCGCUUUCUUCGAUAUAGAUGAUAAUGGCAUUAUCUACCCUUGGGAGACCUACUCUGGACUGCGAAUGCUUGGGUUCAAUAUCAUUGGGUCGCUUAUCAUAGCUGCUGUAAUCAACCUGGCCCUUAGCUAUGCUACUCUUCCGGGAUGGUUACCUUCGCCGUUCUUCCCUAUAUACAUACACAACAUACACAAGUCAAAGCAUGGAAGCGACUCAAGAACAUAUGACAAUGAAGGGAGGUUUAUGCCGGUGAAUCUUGAGUUGAUAUUUAGCAAAUAUGCGAAAACCUUGCCAGAUAAAUUGAGUCUUGGAGAAUUAUGGGACAUGACAGAAGGACAACGUGACGCAUGGGACAUUUUCGGAUGGUUUGCAAGCAAAAUAGAGUGGGGACUGUUGUACUUGCUAGCGAGGGAUGAAGAAGGGUUUUUAUCAAAAGAAGCUAUUAGGCGGUGUUUCGAUGGGAGCUUGUUCGAGUACUGCGGCAAGAUCUACGCUGGUAUCAAUGAAGACAAGACAGCGUACUACUAA